This is a messenger RNA of Arvicola amphibius (Eurasian water vole), 411 nucleotides long. RefSeq names its product keratin-associated protein 9-1-like. NCBI's taxonomy places the organism in Eukaryota, Metazoa, Chordata, Mammalia, Rodentia, Cricetidae. The record is from RefSeq and is a predicted model, not a curated record. The transcript has a single exon. Bases 1 to 411 code for a protein of 136 amino acids. Gene Ontology annotation, cellular component: keratin filament.
AUGACCAACUCCUGCUGCUCCCCUUGCUGCCAGCCUUCCUGCUGCAGAACCACCUGCUGGAGACCAAGCUGUGUGAGCAGCUGCUGCCAGCCCUGCUGCUGUGAGUCCUGCUGCUGCCCAACCUGCUAUGAAACCACCUGCUGCAAGACCACCUGCUGUAAGCCAACCUCUGUGACCAGCUGCUGCUGUUCACCCUGCUGUCAGCCCAGCUGCUGUGAGACCACCUGCUGUAAGCCAACCUGUGUGACCAGCUGUUGCUGCACACCCUGCUGCCAACCCAGCUGUUGUGAAAUCUGCUACUGCCAGCCCUGCUGCUGUGAGCCCUGCUGCUGCCAGCCCUGCUGCUGUGAACCCUGCUGCUGUGAGUCCUGCUGCUGUGAGCCCUGCUGCUGUGAAAACACCUGCUGCUAG